CCGAAUAAAUGAGCUCCAAAUAGAAUCCACACAGACACACGUGGUUUACAAUUUAGCUUUUCUAUGUAAACAAUGGACGGAUUUGCUCCUCUUCUGGUGACCUUCUCAUCUCCUGGAGGCCAUAGCUCUACACAUACUAUCUAUUGUAAGGCUCAUUCUCUUAAGAAGACCUCAGAGCACACUCCUAAUGGUCGCACUCUCUUCACUCUGGGAUGGCCACCAUAUGUAACCAAGCGUUGCUUAGAGGAGGUGUUCUCAAGAGCUGGUCACGUGAGCCACGUCAUCCUACAGCUCAGAGGAGCGCUAAUGGAGGACACAGAAUGUGGGGAUGGAUUUAAGGUUGGGUAUGUGGUAAUGUCUAGUAAGUGUGAGGUGACCUCUGCACUCAAGCUGUGCUCCCUCUCUUCCCCUCUCCCCUGCACUCUGACCUCAUUAGGUCUCACUCUCUGGGUGAAACACUAUACGUCCAAUAGACCUUCCCUCGACAUGCUAGAGAGCUCCGUUGCCAUAGUGAUGGAGAAACAUGAUCUAAGAGUGAAGGCAGGCAAAGAGGAAAGGAUGAAAGCAGCUGCUCCUGAUGAGGACGGUUGGAUCACUGUUACUAGUAGAGGAAACAGGAGAAAGUUGUCUGACGAGCCUGCUGGCAAAGGAAGGAAACAAAAAAAGAAAGAGUUAGUCAACUUUUACUCGUGGCAGCUUCGUGAAGGUCAGCGUACAGAGAUAGCUAAACUGAGGCAACACUUCGAGGAGGAUAAACUGAGAGUGGCUAACAUGAGAGCAGCUAGACGAUUCAAACCAUACUGACUGACAAUAACUAUUAGCUAUGAUUAGUGUUGACUGUACAUGUAUCGUUUUGUAUGUUUCUAUAAUUCAAUCACUGUUGGUUAUAUAGUACAAUGUUUAUGGAUAGCAACAAAA
Halichondria panicea is the source of this 918-nucleotide messenger RNA. RefSeq names its product ribosomal RNA-processing protein 7 homolog A-like. NCBI's taxonomy places the organism in Eukaryota, Metazoa, Porifera, Demospongiae, Suberitida, Halichondriidae. Gene Ontology annotation, molecular function: nucleic acid binding. Gene Ontology annotation, cellular component: CURI complex; UTP-C complex. The coding region runs from base 73 to 804 and encodes 243 amino acids. The record is from RefSeq and is a predicted model, not a curated record. The transcript has 3 exons. Gene Ontology annotation, biological process: ribosomal small subunit assembly; rRNA processing.